Molecule: messenger RNA, 919 nt
Organism: Neomonachus schauinslandi (Hawaiian monk seal)
Lineage: Eukaryota; Metazoa; Chordata; Mammalia; Carnivora; Phocidae
Product: cytochrome c oxidase assembly factor 6 homolog
Exons: 3
Coding region: 11-298 (95 amino acids)
Biological process (GO): respiratory chain complex IV assembly
Cellular component (GO): mitochondrion; respiratory chain complex IV
Source: RefSeq, a predicted model, not a curated record
CUUAGAACUGAUGGAUUUCAGCUGCGUCGUUAAAAUCCCAAGCUUGAGCCCACUAGGAAUGGCAGCCCCGUCUAUGAAAGAAAGACAGGCUUGCUGGGGAGCCCGGGAUGAAUACUGGAAGUGUUUAGAUGAGAACACAGAGGACGCUUCUCAGUGCAAGAAGUUAAGAAGCUCAUUUGAAUCCAGUUGUCCCCAGCAGUGGAUAAAAUAUUUUGAUAAAAGAAGAGACUACUUAAAGUUCAAAGAAAAAUUUGAAGCAGGACAAUUCCAGCCUUCAAAAACAACUGCAAAGUCCUAGGCUGCUCCUGAACUUCUCAGAAGGUUUGAAUCAUGGUAAAUAGCGUGACUUGGUCCACAUAAACAACUCUUUAAAAUAUCAAGUAACAGAGAUUCCAUCAUUCAAACUAUGAAGAAUCAAAAUGGUAUGAAAGAUGCUUAGUUUUAAUUUAGUAAGGAAGCUAUAUUUUAAGGAAAAUUAAAGCCUAUUAUAAAAACCCAUGUUUUGUUGUUUUGAUUGGAGUAGUAGGUGAAUCUUACAGAUGCAAAUACAGGCGUACCUUGGAGAUUUGCAGGUUCAGUUCCAGAUCACUGCACUAAAGCAAAUACCACAGUUAAGCGAGUCAGAUGAGUUUAUUUCUCCAUGUAUAUAUGAGUUAUGGGUACUAUACUGAAGUCUUAAGUGUGCAGUAGCAUCAGGUCUAAAAAACAAUGUACAUACCUUAAAAAAAUGCUAUCAUCUGAGCCUUCAGCGAGCUGGACUUUUGCUGGUGGAGGAUCAUGUGGAUGUGGCUGUGGCCUUUUCUUAAAAGUAAUGAAGUUUGUCACAGAUUGACUCUUCCUUUCUCCUACCACCUAUGCUCUUUGACAGCAUUUUAUCCACAGAACUUGUUUCAGAAUUGGAGUCAGUCUUCUCAAACCC